Solanum verrucosum is the source of this 1248-nucleotide messenger RNA. RefSeq lists its product as uncharacterized. The record is from RefSeq and is a predicted model, not a curated record. NCBI's taxonomy places the organism in Eukaryota, Viridiplantae, Streptophyta, Magnoliopsida, Solanales, Solanaceae.
AUGGGUUGUGUGCCGUCCAAACUCUUCAAGAAAAAAAAAUUGAGAAAAAAUGGUGAUGAUUACCCUGACCAUGUUGUUUCUUUAACUUCAAGUACUUAUGGUGUGUUGAAUCUUGAAAAAGAUUCAAACUUUACGCGAAACCCACCUUUAUCUAUUAAGGAAUGUGUGAAAGAAAUCAAGAAAUCACCACCCCAUGAAAAAUCUCAUGAAGUUAUUAAUGCUUGGGAGCUAAUGGAAGGUCUUGAUGAAGAAGUUGUUGUACAAAAUUCCAAGAUUAGCCCAAAAUCUCGGGUUUUUCUUCGUGGAUUUGUCGAUAUUGAUGCUCGUAGCCCGUUGAAGUUUUUGAAUCAGAUGAGCUCUCCGCGUAAAUUCAAGAAAUUGAGUGGAAAGGAGAAUAAAGGAAGGGGUAAUGGAGGUAAUGAAGCUAAUUUGGUUGAUUUUAGCCCAAAAAAUGUGUUGAAAGAGAGUAAAUUGAUGCAGAGUCCAUGGAAAAUGUCACCAAGAUUGAAUUUUUCGAAGAAGGGGAGUCCAAAUGAGGUGAAAUGUGAUAAUUUGAAGGUUGAUUCUGUUGUGGUUUCGAGGAGGAGGAGGAGUUUAAGUCCGUUGUUUGAUCCACAGCUCGUGGAAGCUUUCGAGAAAGAGAUGUCUGAAGAAGAAGAACAGAUCAAGAAAAUGGUGUUUGCUACGCCAAUUUCUAGAAAAGCUAGGAAUUCGCAAGAAGCAGAGACAAUGCUUGAGUUAUUCGAGAAAAAAUGCCCACCAGAAGGUGAAAAUGCAGUUGUAAUCUAUACAACUACAUUGAGGGGUAUUAGAAAGACAUUUGAGGAUUGUAACACUGCUAGAGCUAUACUCGAAUCGAAUGAUACUCGUGUGAUUGAGCGUGAUAUAUCGAUGGAUUCGGGGUAUAAGGAAGAACUAAGAGGACUAAUGGGGACAAAAGAGGUGAAAGUCCCUUUAGUGUUUGUAAAAGGGAGGUUGAUUGGUGGAGCUGAUGAAAUGUUGAAGUUGGAAGAGGAGGGUAAAUUGGGAAUUUUACUAGACGGGAUCCCGAGGGCAGCUGCCACGUGUGAUGGCUGCGCGGGGAUCCGGUUUGUGAUGUGUAUGGACUGCAAUGGGAGUAGAAAAUUGUUGGCUAAGGAUGGAAAGAGUACUGUGAAAUGUGGAGAGUGCAAUGAGAAUGGUUUGAUUCAAUGUCCAAUUUGUUGUUAACUAUGUAAGUUAACCAUUUUAUGUUUGUUUAUUUUGCUU